Solanum dulcamara is the source of this 3331-nucleotide messenger RNA. Its product is annotated as putative pentatricopeptide repeat-containing protein At3g15130. The transcript has 3 exons. NCBI's taxonomy places the organism in Eukaryota, Viridiplantae, Streptophyta, Magnoliopsida, Solanales, Solanaceae. Gene Ontology annotation, biological process: RNA modification. The record is from RefSeq and is a predicted model, not a curated record. Gene Ontology annotation, molecular function: RNA binding; protein binding; zinc ion binding. Bases 434 to 2515 code for a protein of 693 amino acids.
UUGAAAAUCUUUUUCCACUCAGGAUUCUUUAACUUGUUAUUCAAUUAAAAUGUAUGGCCAAGGGUAACUUCAACUGUGAAAUUGAUAUUUAGGACCUUGAUGUGCAGUCCUUCCCAAGAACUUGGAUAAAUAUAGAAUGCUUUGUACCUGGAACUGUCUCGUUAAAAUCCAGGUUUAAUGCAUCAGAUUUUUUGAAGAGAUUGAAAGGAAAGAGGUUGAUGCUGGCUGGAGACUCGGUGAACCAAAACCAGUUUGAAUCUCUCCUAUUACAUAAGAUAACCUAAAUCACCCUUGAGGUGAAAAAUUAGAACAGUCGUAUAUCUGAACCUCAAUUCCCAUUUAACUACAAUUUUUCAGAGUUCCAAAUGAGAUGACAAAUAUUUGUAAAACUUCUUUGAGUUCCACAAGAGAUUUAUAGCUAUCUGAUAAGAAGAUGCAGCAAGGUACAACUUUGGUAAUGAAUGAGAGGCAAAGGUUGGCUGAACUACUGAGAAAUUGUUCUAAGAUUUUGUCUCUAGAUGUGGGAAAGCAAGUUCAUGGAGCUGUAUUAAGGAUGGGUUAUGCAUUUGAUUUGAUGAUAGGCAAUGAUCUCAUUGAUAUGUACGGGAAGUGCAGUAGAGUGGAACUGGCUCGCUCAGUGUUUCACAAAAUGCCUGAAAGAAAUGUGGUUUCUUGGACGGCUUUAAUGUGUGGAUAUUUACAACACGCUAGUGCUCAAGAAUCCUUGUUGCUUCUCUCUCAGAUGCUCUUCUCAAAUGUAAGACCCAAUGAAUACACUUUUUCCACUAACUUAAAGGCAUGUGGUAUUCUUGGUUUUCUGGAAAAUGGACAACAGAUCCAUGGGUUGUGUGCUAAAAGUGGGUUUGAAAAGUAUCCAGUUAUGGGAAAUUCAAUUAUUGAUAUGUACUCAAGAUGUGGGGAACUUGGUGAGGCUGAAAAGAAGUUCCAUGAAAUGCCAGAAAAGAGUCUCAUAACUUGGAAUGUAAUGAUAGCAGGUUAUGCAAUGGGAGGAUUUGGUGGUAAAUCUUUGUAUCUGUUCAAACAAAUGCAACAAGAAGGAGAAAUGCCAGACGAGUUUACGUUUGCAAGCACAUUGAAGGCUUGCAGUACUUUUAAGGCAGUCUGUGAAGGAAGCCAAAUUCAUGGUUUUCUUAUUACUAGGGGAUUCGUUAUUUCCAGCCAGAAAGUUAUUGCAGGUGCCCUUAUUGAUUUGUAUGUCAAAUCAGGAAACUUGUUUGAAGCUCAUAAGGUGUUUAGUCAAGUUGAACAGAAAAGUGUGAUAUCAUGGACGACACUGACCGUAGGGUAUGCUCAAGAAGGCAAACUAACAGAGGCAAUGAACCUAUUCAAGCAGCUCAGGGAAAGUAGCAUCAAAUUGGAUGGGUUUGUGCUGUCAAGCAUGAUGGGUAUCUUUGCUGAUUUUGCUCUAGUUGAUCUUGGGAAACAAUUGCAUUGUUGUGCAGUAAAAAUACCUGCUGGGUUAGACAUAUCUGUAUUGAAUUCAAUCAUGGAUAUGUAUCUAAAAUGUGGGUUAAUAGAGGAAGCCGAAACACUUUUUGAUGUUAUGCCAGAGAAAAAUGUGAUUUCGUGGACAGUUAUGAUCACCGGGUAUGGGAAGUAUGGUCUUGGUGGAGAAGCAGUUGAACUAUUCAAGAAAAUGCGUAUGGAUAGUAUUGAGCCUGAUGAGGUUUCCUACUUAGCUCUGCUCACAGCUUGUAGUCAUUCGGGGUUAGUUCAAGAAAGUGAAGAAUACUUUUCAAAACUAUGCAAUUCAAAUUGUUUAAAACCCACAGUAGAGCAUUAUGCUUGCAUGGUUGAUAUCCUGGGUCGAGCUGGACGCCUAAGAGAAGCUAAGGUUGUGAUAGAGAACAUGCCAGUAAAACCAAAUGUUGGUAUUUGGCAGACAUUGCUUGGUGCAUGUAGAGUACACAAGAAUGUAGAAAUAGGAAGAGAAGUUGGGGAGAUUCUCUUAAAGUUAGAUGGCAAUAAUCCGGUGAAUUAUGUUAUGAUGUCAAACAUUUUCGCUGAUGCCCGCCUAUGGGAAGAAUGUGAGGGAUUAAGAGGACUGAUGAAAACAAAAGGUAUAAGGAAAGAAGCAGGACAAAGUUGGGUGGAGAUCGACAAGAAGAUGCACUUUUUCUACAACAGAGAUGAAACACACCCACUUACUAAAGCUAUCCAUGAUUUUUUGUAUAAGAUGGAGAAGAAAAUGAAAUAUGAACUCGGUUACACACGGGAAGUAAGCUUUUCAUUACAUGAUGUUGAAGAUGAAACAAGGGAUGAGAGCCUGAGAUUUCACAGCGAGAAAUUGGCAAUUGGUUUGGCACUUCUUUCUGGUGGUGAUGAAAUUGAGGGGAAGCCAAUUCGUGUUUUCAAGAAUUUGAGAGUUUGUGGAGAUUGUCAUGAGUACAUCAAGGGUUUGUCAAAGAUUUUGAAUAAAAUACUUCUUGUUAGAGAUGCCAAUAGGUUCCAUAAGUUUGAGAAUGGAACAUGUUCCUGCAGAGACUAUUGGUGAUAAUAUAUUUGAUUUGAUAACUGAAUAUCCAGAUGAAGUGACUAUCACCAACUGUGGACAAGCCCUCUCAAGUGUGGCACAACUAAGGAGAGAAAGAAAUCAUGAAGGGCUAUCUGAAGCCUAUCUAAGCAGGAAAUGCUGCCAGAGCUCAAAGAGGAAAUGUUAUUCUACAAAUUUGUCAAACGUGGUUUGAGUUUACUUGUAUUUUAACACAAGCGUAGAUCGGGAUUCAUUUGGAAGUUGUAGUAAAGAGAGUGAACCUGUUUUGAUAGGAGCUAUCCUUUGAAAAUGAAGAUUGUGGAGGAGGUGAUCAGAGGUGACUAAGAAAAGGCAGCUUCCAGUAGUCCUUUUAAACAUAACACAGUUAAUAAAUUUCCGCAAGGAUGGCCACCCAUCAGUGUGUGAGAAGGUUGGUAGAAGGGCGAAGCAAGAUUGUGGUCAUUGGUGUCUACCCGGAGUCCCUGAUGAAUGGAAUGAGCUAAUCUGUGCCACCUCUCCGUAGGAGCUUCCAUCAAGCAGUGUUCAAUAUGUGCACCAAAUGUAAACAGUGUUCAAUAUGUGCACCAAAUGUAACAGUGUCCAUUUCAGUUUCUGCACAAAAAAUAGGCAGUAAUUUACCAAGAUCCAUUGAUUACAUGACGCAAUUGUUCAUACUCCACAUUGACUCAAUUUGGACACACACUUUGGAAAGUCAAUGUUUUUUUUAUCUUUUUGAACUAGGAAUAAAAUGCAUCCAUUAAAGGGCAAUAAAUUUAAGGACAAGCUAACAGCAAAAUGUUAUGAUUACAUUUAAAGCAAUACAUCUCCUUUGUAUUA